AUGGGCUGCGCUGGGUUCACCUGCUCCAAACAUUCUCUGUGUGCGCUCAACAUCCUCAAUGUGAUGGUGAGUCUGCUGAUGAUUGGCAUUGCAGCAUGGGGGAAGUGGUUUGGAUUGGUGUCCAGUUUCCAGGUUGUGGGAGGCAUCAUCGGUGUGGGAGUCUUCCUUUUCUUCGUGGCCCUGGCUGGCCUCAUCGGGGCCAUGAAACACCACCAGGUCCUGCUGUUCUUUUACAUGAUCAUCCUGUUCAUGGUGUUUAUUGUACAGUUCUCUGUCUCCAGUGCCUGUUUGGCCAUUAACAGAGAGCAACAGGAUCACCUGCUAGAGGUUGGCUGGAAUAAUUCCCAGAGCACCCAGAGAGACGUGGAAAGGAGCCUCAACUGCUGCGGCUUCAAACAGGUCAACCCCAACACCACCUGUGAUGCUGCCUGUUUCCCCAACCACUCCUGCUUUCCAUGUGCAGGUAUGAUCCAGGAACAUGCCGGAGGGGUUCUCCGCUUUGUAGGAGGAAUAGGACUCUUUUUCAGCUUCACAGAGAUUUUGGGAAUGUGGCUCACAUAUCGCUACAGGAACCAGAAGGAUCCCAGAGCCAACCCCAGUGCUUUCCUGUAA
Molecule: messenger RNA, 612 nt
Organism: Scomber japonicus (chub mackerel)
Lineage: Eukaryota; Metazoa; Chordata; Actinopteri; Scombriformes; Scombridae
Gene: tspan13b
Product: tetraspanin 13b
Exons: 6
Coding region: 1-612 (203 amino acids)
Cellular component (GO): membrane
Source: RefSeq, a predicted model, not a curated record